This is a messenger RNA of Perognathus longimembris pacificus (Pacific pocket mouse), 684 nucleotides long. RefSeq names its product transcription elongation factor A like 2 (gene Tceal2). The transcript has 2 exons. Bases 1 to 684 code for a protein of 227 amino acids. NCBI's taxonomy places the organism in Eukaryota, Metazoa, Chordata, Mammalia, Rodentia, Heteromyidae. The record is from RefSeq and is a predicted model, not a curated record.
AUGGACAAACUCUACCGCAAAAAUGAAGGAAUACCUUCCAACCAAGAAAAGAUGAAAAAUGAACAGCCACAGGGUGGGGGAAAACCACAAGUAGCAUGCAAUCUAAAAGACAAGGAUAUGUUAGAAAAUAAGAGAAAGGUAGAAGAUAAGGAAAUAUCAAAGGGUAAGGAAAAGCCAGAGAUUGAAGGAAAAGGAAAAAAGAAAGAAAAGUCAAACAGUGAGGGAAAUUUGAAAGAAGGAAAACUAGAGAGGGAGAGAAAUGCAGAGAUGAAAAGCAAGUCAGAGAGGGAGGCAAAGCCAGGUUGUUCAGGAAAUCCAGAGAGGGAGGCAGGGUCAAAAGAGAAGGGAAAGUCAGAGAGUGAAACUAGGGCUGCAGGAAAGCGCCCAGCUGAGGAUGACAUACCCAGGAAAGCCAAAAGGAAAACCAAGAAGGGGCUGGUUCAGUAUCUCAAGGAAUAUAAAGAGGCCAUACACGAUUUGAAUCUCAGCAAUGAGGAUAUGAUAAGAGAAUUUGACAAUAUGGCAAAGGUAAAGGAUGACAGGAGAAAAAUCAAACAGAAAUUAGGGGGAUUGUUAUGGAUGCAAAGAAAUCUACAGGACCCCUUCUACCCAAGGGGCCCAAGGGAAUUCAGGGGGGGCUGUAGGGCACCCAGAAGGGACAUUGAAGACAUUCCUUAUGUAUAG